This is a messenger RNA of Camellia sinensis, 2521 nucleotides long. NCBI's taxonomy places the organism in Eukaryota, Viridiplantae, Streptophyta, Magnoliopsida, Ericales, Theaceae. The record is from RefSeq and is a predicted model, not a curated record.
AGGCGCGCGAGCCGAGGCCUCCGGGAACUCCAAACGAACACAAACAUGGAAGAUCACCGUGUGUUCAAACAGUGACGUCCAAGUCUUGAGGACGGUCAAAAAUGGGGUGUCUACAGUACCCUUUGACCCCGCGAGGUAUCACCCGGAGGCUCAUAUUGUACCAGUGGCGGAAGGCAUCGAUGCCUUCACUGAUUUCAAUGAGGGCGCGCCAGACGACCUCUGGCUGAGAGAGCCCAUGUCUCACUUAUCAGCCAUUGCUGUGGAGGUACUAACUCUACUUUUCUGCAGUAUUACUUUUAACUAUUUGCAUUUCUUGCACUAUUUUGAUUUGAUUGCGUCAUAUGGUUUGAUCUGACUAUAUUUCAUACACACAUCAUUGCUCUGCAUGUACUGUAUGCGAAUGUACCUCAUGCAUCACUGCUCUGAAUUCAAUCGUAUCUUCAAUACAUCACUGCUCUGAAUUUAACUGUAUUUUCAAUACAUCACUGAUCUGCAUUCAACUGUACUUUCAAUACAUCACUGAUUUGCAUUCAACUAUACUUUUUUCACUUGAUCUGAUUACAUCACAUGUAUUGCCAUAGGACGGAUCCCGCUCCUUCAGAGGUUAUGGUGCGACGACAGCUUGGGAUUGGUAUGACGAGCUUCCUGCGAGGGUCGACCAAAUCAUAGACGGGACCGGCUUCGGCCUAUUCUGCUCCAGCUUGACACGGGUCAUAGCGAGUCGCCCUCUCCUAGGGGCUCUUGUGGAGAGGUGGUGGGACACCACCAACUCUUUCCACUUCUCCUCGACGAGAGAGACGACGAUGACACCCUUCGACUUUGCCAUAAUCACUGGCCUGGGCAUAGGAGGUGAUCCGAUUCCUCUGGAUCCCGACAUGGGAGAGUGGGUGGCCGCAUGGGAUACACUACUCGGAGCGCGUCCACUGACACUUCAAGCAGGUAUAGUUAGAUAUACCUGGUUCAAGGAGCAUUACAGAGGGGAGGAUCCCGAGACUGAUGAGGAGGUGGAGUAGUACGCCAGGGGCUUCCUCCUGUUCCUUUUCAGUACCACCUUGUUUUCGAACAGGUGGAAUACUGUGGGUUUAUACUUCCUGAGCGCCCUGGUGGUGCUCCAGCGGGUCCAUUUCUAUGAUUAGGGCACAGCUGGCCUUACCACUUUGUAUGGAUACAUGAGCUCGACCUCUCGGAUGUGUGGGACCUUGAUUGGCGGCUACUGGCGAGCUUGGGAGCUGUGGGUGUACGUAUACUUCCUGACACUUGCUCCAGAGCCUGUGGAAGAGAUCCCAGCGACAGUCCCAUUCUCUGAUGUAUAUGACGGCCAGCUCCGUCGUAGGACCUGAGAGAGCUUUGUGUUCUUCUGGUAGUACUUCGACUCGGUCACAGUGCGCGAGAUCACGUGGCAGCCAUGGGAUGUGAUACCGUCAGGACUCCGAGAUCAAUAAAAAGUUGCUUGGAUUGUCUCCCGCUACCAUAUCCUCUUCAAGGGCCCGAUCUGUCGCGCUUGGUUUUUGAGCGAGUGCUUUGUGUGCCAGACCUUGGGAUUCCCAGCUCCAUUUGUACCGACGACACCUCCACCAUCGAUGAGGGAGACACAUAGGUUGUCCGCCGACCAGGUGAUUCAGUUCAUGGUAGGACUGGAGACGGAUUACUUCCGUGCAGAGGGCGACUACACGACCUUCAUUCAAACGCAUCUGAUGCCUUCUCUGACCGGCGUUCGUGAAGGUAAGGGGGUGAGAACUCCAGCUGCGAGAGGGAGAGGCAGAGCGACCAGAUCCCGUAGGAGAAGAGAUCCUAAGGAGAGGUAGGAGACUAGAUGGCCAGAGAUGCUUACUUCAUUGACUUAUCAGAGACGUUCUGGGGAGACUUAUCAGAUCCCCAUUGCGCCUGUAUCAGCUGGGAGUGCACUCGACGGGAUUCGAGGCCCGACUCCGGCACCCAUAGAGUACACAGGGCUGGGCAUUGAUCUAGUGGCCUCCUUGGCAGAGAUGAUAGAGACGAGUCUGGAUCUGCUAAGCCUUUACAGGAUCCCGAUUCCCUUCCUGAUGCCAGGCCCAUCAGAUGCCCCAGCAGGAGCAGAGGCGGGUCCUUCAGCACCUCCUUCAUUAGCAGAGAGGAGCGGGAGACAGGCUCAGACAGACAGCCGAGGUAGAGGCAGAGGCACCCACAGCGAGAGUGGCCCUUCAGAGCCCGUGCUGAGUGAUGAUGAUGACGAGAUGAGUGAGGAGGCCGUGAGUCCACAAUCAGAGUCAUCUCAGGAUGGAGAUGAGACUGGAGAUGGCUCGGGUUCAGACUCAGGUAGCGGAGCUGACGGCAGUAGUUCUGGGCCUUCGUCGAGGAAGAGGACGAGGAGGGCUUCCCGCUCUUGAGGCGACUGGCACUGAUUCAGAUGUUUUUGCUUUAUUCUCUAUUUUUUUGCUAGUAGUUUUAGCACAUUGUACAGCCUCAGGCAGUUUUAUUUUCUUCAAAACUUGUGCUCUUUUGUAAAAAGAAUCCAGGAUGGAAUGAAAGCAGCUUUUUUGUU